AAAGAUUUACCAUUUGACCCGAUCGUGCAUAACUGGGUGGACAUAACUCAAGAGUUCUUCGAGGCGAUUACAGAUGGAGAAAAAGGAAACAGAAAUAAGCGAAGCGAUGAAAGGAGAAAAAGAAACUUAAGAAAAAAGGAGCAGAUGUUAGCCGAUCUUUAAAUGAAAGAGAUUGGGAGCAAAAAGAAGAGUUUGUGUAUUAUUAGAUUAUAGAAUAUAUACAAGAGUUGGAACUGGGAGAACUGUUACAUGAUGAGCUGUUUGGGUUAUUUGAAGCCAUGUCUGCUAUCGAGAUGAUGGAUCCAAAAAUGGAUGCUGGUAUGUUGUGCAAUCGGGGUAACAACAAGCCUUGUACUUUUACCCAGGCAGUCGAUUCAGGUGCAAUCAAAUUGGACAGCUUUACAUCUGCCGAAAUUAUAGGAAUAAUAGAUUCCACAUACGCGUGUAUAGUAUCUUGGUUGGAAGGUCACAGUCUUGCACAAACCGUUUUCACGAACUUGUAUUUGCAUCAACCUGAACAAAUACUAGAUAAACCUUUGAAGACCUUCUGUUAUGCAGUGUAUAAGAUAAUAGAUAUAAUUAAGGAUUGCAUCAAUAAAGCUUUAGUAUUCGAAGAGGAGGAUUUUCAGAGCGUUACAUAUGGCUAUAGAUUACAGCAAGAUAUUACGGAACAAAAAACAAUAUCGAUGUUGCGGGAAGUUGAAGAAGAACUUCAUCGAAAAAGUCGAAUAAAACUCGUCGAUGUUGAAUCUGAGAAAGAGUAUAACGAUGGAAUAGCACUUUACGCGAGGAUCCGAUUUACGAAAAUGUUCUAUCAAGUAUUAACAUUGAUGGGCCGGAAGCAGCAAUUGCAACAGAAUUUAAAUGAUUGUCAGAGAUUGUUAUCGAAUUGUUCUGAUAUGCUUAAUAUUAUGAUUUCAACAGUAGUUCGCGGAGAAAAGGCUGAUGAAGUUUCUAAUCAUCCAAAUAUUAUGGGAUUUGAUCCGAUGGUAAACCAAAGAUUGUUGCCACCGACGUUCCCUCGAUACACCAAAAUUAAGCCAAGAAUAGAUGCCUUAGAAUAUUUAGUCGAAUUAAUAAAUAGAUUUAAAAUGGUUACCAAAAUCACAAAUCAUGUCGGAUUUCACGCGGCCUUGGACUUUUUUUUAGAAUUUUCGCGUCAUAGUCCGUGUAUAUUGUCCAGAUCUAUGUUACAAAUUGUUUACUUGCCUACCACUAAUCGCGUAUUCGGUGUGCACAAUUUUGCUGACGUAUUGAGAGACGCGGCACGAAAUUUUAUUGCGCCACCCGUGUUACUGUCAAAAAGUACAUUGCUUCAGAAUCACCAAGCUAAGGAGUACGUCGAUAGCUUUCUCUCGCAUUGUGUCAGCUUAUUCGGAAACCUGUUGCAGCUUAGUGGACAUAAUAGGGCAAGACAAAGAGAUAAAUUGGCGCAUUUAUUAGAAGACUUUGCGACAUUACAAGAUGAAGCAGAGAGAGUUGAUGGCUAUUUACACACUCUAUCUUUAAAAAGUGAUACGCCGAGGCCUCACUUGGCUUGCUUUGGUACCUGGAUUUUAUAUCACACACUGCGUGUUAUGGUCAUGUAUUUGUUAAGUGGUUUCGAACUCGAGUUAUAUUCCGUUCACGAAUACCAUUAUAUCUUUUGGUAUUUAUAUGAAUUUCUGUAUGGCUGGCUCGUAUCUGCAAUUACACGAGCUGAUACGUUCUUAAUGGAACAGGAUUCACAUAAUGAUACUCAUAAGGGCAGAAACAAAAAGAGCUCUAAGAAUAAAAAGAAGAAAUCGACACCAAGACCAUACAAUUUGGAGAUAUUGAUGUAUCAGGCUUUGCAAAAUAUAUGUGGCGGAUAUUAUAAAGCUCUAGUCGGUUUUCGCAUGGAUGAAAAAAUACCGCUUCCAGAGAUACAAUUUGAUUCCGAGCGAGUGAGAUAUGAGCAUAGAUUAUUGCCAUUUUCGUCUUUAUUAACGCCACCACCUGUUCACUAUCAAGAAUUUCUAGAUAUGACAAAUGCUCAAAUGCAUAAAAGAAAUGAAAAAGUUACCAGUGAAAUGCAAUAUGUUGCCGGUUGUCGACAUUUUCAUCAGGCUAGAAAUAUGUUGGAACGUGCAUUGUUGCUUUAUCCAUCAAAUAGUUUAAUAGAAAAUGAAAUAAAUAAUCUAUUGAAAGUAGCAAAAACGAAUUUUGUAGUGCUGAAGCUAUUAGCUGACGGACACAAAAAAGAUUCGAGGGAGUCACCGAUUUUCGAUUUUUCUUGUCAUCGGCAUUUUCCUCUGAUUAAAAUUACUUAAAUCAUGUUUGUCAAUUUUUGUCACAAUAUAAGAACUAUUUAUUUUAAUUUCACUAAAAUAUGGAAAAAUAUCUUUAAUUUGAUAUGUUUCAUUUCAAAUUUUUUUUAAUGAUCUUUUUGUUUCUUUCCAUUAUUUGAACAUAAUUGUAAAUCUUAAAUGCAUUUGACAUACUGUUUUGUGUAAUUUUGUUGUUGGAAGGAAAUAUUUAUACAC
Messenger RNA from Acromyrmex echinatior (Panamanian leafcutter ant), 2504 nucleotides. RefSeq names its product N-alpha-acetyltransferase 35 (gene Naa35). Gene Ontology annotation, biological process: N-terminal peptidyl-methionine acetylation. Gene Ontology annotation, cellular component: NatC complex. NCBI's taxonomy places the organism in Eukaryota, Metazoa, Arthropoda, Insecta, Hymenoptera, Formicidae. The record is from RefSeq and is a predicted model, not a curated record.